AUGUAUUCUUUACCGACAACUCUCCUUGAAUACUACACUACAAACUACACAAAAUGCCAGCAAUCAUUUUCUAUCUUUUCCACUCCAGAAUUCUUAUCGAUUGGCGCGAAAUCUCAAUUUUUUGUGAUUGUUCCGAUCAAUUUGUUCGGAUUUUAUUGUAUUAUCUGUAAAACUCCGAAAUAUAUGAAGGAGUUUCAAUUCCAUUUGUUUCAUAUGCAAUUUUGGUUUCUAAUCCUGACAAUAUUCUACACAAUCCUCACAACUCCUUAUCACUUCUACCCCGCAGAAGUCCGGUGUUCCGUUGGCUUCUUUCGAGAUUUUGGAAUCAGUUCUAGAUAUCAAGUGUAUCUAAUCAACUUGGUAUACGGUGGAAUCGUUUCUGCUGUUAUCUUAUUAUUCGAAAAUCGUCAUCGACAUUUGGUUCCUUCAACUGAUAUCUUCUACAAUAUCAAAGGACUCAUCAACAUCUGCAUCCUAUUCAUCCCAUCUCAUAGUGUAUUCUCCACAACUGCUGUCAUCAUUUUCAAUGUUCCAUAUCGAAAUUUUGUGAAGAAGAUUCUCGGAAUAGGACAGGACAACUCAAUUAGCAGAGUGGCUAUUGUUUCUAGUUUUUGA
This is a messenger RNA of Caenorhabditis remanei, 615 nucleotides long. RefSeq lists its product as uncharacterized. The record is from RefSeq and is a predicted model, not a curated record. The transcript is spliced from 3 exons. The coding region runs from base 1 to 615 and encodes 204 amino acids. NCBI's taxonomy places the organism in Eukaryota, Metazoa, Nematoda, Chromadorea, Rhabditida, Rhabditidae.